GGGCGCCAUUACGUUGGCACCGCUGCGAAGUUGUCCCCUCUGUCAAAACCAUAAUGGCGUUUGUGCUGUAAGUUUCGUGCUAUGUGUUUUACGCGUCCUCACAAAAACGAUGCAAACAAUCUAAAAACCCACAUUUUUGCCUCUAUGCUCGUGCUCCCGACGACAUGAAUUGAGUCCAACCCUGCUUUCAACUUAUGUCUCAACCAGUGCGCCGCAUCGCGAAGAAACCGCCUGUUGUACCUUGACCACCCCAUCGUUGGAGUUUUGAUGCCCAGAGGUGAAAAUGUCUGAGAUCGUGUAUCCUGCGGGCUGCCGCCCCAUCAGCGACGAUCUCGGUCCAGAUGAGUUGAUUAGACGCUUGAAAACCCUCGCCCAUACGUUGCAGGCGAUGGGGCAGGACGAGGGGGCUUACCAACAGUACAUCCCGUUGGCUCUACACCUAGCAGAGGAGCAGUUUUUGUCGCACCCAUCUCGAGACGUUCAGUUGCUGAUUGCUUGUUGCAUCGCGGAUGUGUUGAGGGUGUACGCCCCCGACGCCCCCUACAAAGACGCCGAUCAAGUGAAAACGAUAUUCCUGUUCUUGAUAACGCAAUUAUCGGGGCUGAAAGACCCCAAAGACGCCGCCUUCAAAAGGUACUUCUAUUUGUUGGAGAACUUAGCUUAUGUCAAGUCGUUCAAUAUGUGUUUCGAGCUGGAGGACUGCCAGGAAAUUUUCUGUGCGCUGUUCCACCUCAUGUUCAAGAUAGUCAAUGACGAACACUCAGGGCGAGUGAAGAGUUUCAUGCUUGACGUGCUGUGUCCUUUGAUUACGGAAAGCGACAUGGUCAGCAAUGAUUUACUUGACAUAAUUUUGAUGAACAUAGUCGAACCGAAUAAAACUCAACGUAAAAACGCUUAUCUUCUCGCGAAGGAACUGAUCGUGAAGACUUCAGACACCCUAGAGCCCUACAUCCAAGCCUUCUUCAACCACGUUCUCAUCUUGGGCAAAGAAGACAAAAAUCUGCAAAUUUGCGGCAAAGUUUAUGACCUCAUCUACGAACUCAACCACAUUUGUCCACAGAUUUUGGUGGCGGUGUUGCCGCAACUCGAAUGCAAAUUGAAGAGCCCUCUCGAAAACGAACGACUAGGGGCUGUGGCACUUCUAGCUCGCAUGUUCAGCGAAAAGGACUCAGAGUUGGCUCGAAGACACGGGUCGCUCUGGCGCGCUUUUUUGGGCCGCUUCAACGAUAUUUCUCUCCAAAUCCGCACCAAGUGCGUCCAGUACUCCAUGCAUUUCCUCUUGAAUCACCCGGAUCUCCGCAAAGACAUCACGGACACUCUGAAAAUGCGCCAACACGACUCUGAAGAAAACGUUCGGUAUGAAGUAGUGAUGGCCAUCGUCACCACGGCCAGGCGCGACUUCCAGGUGGUCUCCGACUCGGAGGAUCUUCUCGAGUUCGUGAAAGAGCGCACCCUUGACAAAAAGUUCAAAAUCCGGAAAGAAGCAAUGUCGGGGCUGGCGCUGAUCUACAGAAAGCAUUUAAGCGAUCCGGACGUGCCGAACGCGACGAAGAAGGCCGUCACGUGGAUCAAAGACAAGAUUCUGCACGGGUAUUACAUGGCGGGGAUGGAAGACAGACUUCUGGUGGAGAGGUUGCUAAAUACGUGUCUGGUACCGUACCAGCUGCCGCCGGCUGAGAGAAUGAAGAAGUUGUAUCACUUGUUGGGCACGGUGGACGAACACGCGACGAAGGCGUUCAUGGAGCUGCAGAAAAACCAGCUGUGUGUAAGAAAACUAGUUCUAGAGUGGCUGGAAUUACACAGGAGGCCGGCGAACGCCGACGUGCAGAAGGAGAUGGCAGCGAAAGUCCAGGCUUUGAGCAGAUGUUUACCGGAGCCCGUCAAAGCCCACGAAUUCCUCACGAAAUUCAGCAGCCACCUAAAACGCGACCAGGCCCUCCUCGAGACCAUGGAGACGGUGGCGCGACCGUCGGUCAGCUGUCAAGAGUGCUCCGAAGCGACCGCAGCAGUGCUGAAAAAACUCGGACAACCUGUGAUGACCAACUUGUACUACAACACGGUGAAAAUGCUGCUGGAGCGCAUCAGUUCGGUGAUGAUCGACCACGAGGCGAUCAAACUGUUGGUGGGCUACGUGGAGGACUGCCUCAAGGGCGGUAACACGAUAGACGAGGUCGGAUUGCAUCCGGCGACGGCUGGCGACAGGGGGCUGAAGCUGUUGGUGAUGUUGAGCGUCGUGUUCCCGUGUCAUUUCCACCACACCGACGUGCUGGAGCAGCUGAUGGAGCUGCUGAAGCUGGAGGACGAGAACGUGGCGCCGUUGGUGCUUUCGGUUUUCACGUUCCUGGGGAAAUAUAGGUGUCUGUAUGAGCAAUUCCCGGAUUUGAUGGACAAUUUGGCCCCAAUUUGCAAAAAUUUGGCUCAAACAGGGACACCGAAACAAGCGAAAGGAGCUAUCCAUUGUAUUUAUAAAAACAUGCCGGCUCUUCAUGAGCACCUAUUUCCAGAUAUUUUAAACAGUGUGAAAGAGAAUUUGUGUCCUGAGUCGCCCCACUAUAGGACGGCCAUCGUUACUCUAGGACACAUCGCAUUCAACGUUCCAGAGAGAUAUAAAGUUCAAAUUAAAAAUAUAGUUUCUAGAAAGAUCGUUAAGGAGCUCCUGGUGAAAGAAGUGGGCGAACGCGACAUCGACAUGACGGAUUCGGAGCUGUGGUGUGCCGAAGAGGACCUCCCUGAAGAGACCCGCUGCAAAAUCGAAGGUCUAAAAGCGAUGGCCCGCUGGCUCCUGGGCCUCAAACAGGACACGGCCUCAGCGCAGAAGACCUUCCGGAUGUUGAACGCUUUCAUCCUUCACAAGGGCGAUCUGCUACAGUCAGGGAAAUUACUAAAGUCUGAGAUGUCGUGGCUACGGUUGGCAGCAGGCUGCGCCAUGUUGAAAGUCUGUGAACAAAAAGGUGUAGGUGAUCAAUAUACGGCCGAGCAGUUCUAUAAUCUGUCCCAGUUGAUGGUCGACGAGGUGAAGCAAGUCAGGGAGACUUUCGCUGCCAAACUCCACAAGGGGUUAAGUAAAGGCUUACCAAAUAAAUGCUUGCCGUUGGACUUCAUGGGGUACUAUGCGCUAGCGGGCCGCGAAACCGAGUCCCGAUUGCGAACUGUCAUUAAAAAUUAUAUGAUGGCGGAUAUUAACAGAAGGAGAGAUUACGUGAAGACUUUGACGAUGGGAAUAGGACAAGCGGAUAAAGCGAUGAGCCAGCUACCGUACAUUUUGCCCGAUUAUAUGCUCGUGUUUGCGGUACCCAUUUUAGCCCACGACCCGGCGUUGAGUCGAUGGGACGACGUACAGGAUUUGAUACGGGCGAAACAGUGUCUUUGGUUCAUUCUGGAACCAUUGGUGACGAAGAGUGACUAUUUCAGUUACGGAUUUUACAAGAGUCUCAUCGAGAGGAUGAAGAAUCAUAAGGACGCGGUGAGGCCGGACGACGAUAGCAUUAAUUAUAAAAUUUGGGCCCUCUGUGAUCUGGCUUCUGGUUUACUAUUAACCAAAACGACGAACUACGAUCUGAAGGAUUUCCCUUCGGAAACCCGAAUACCGACAAUGUAUUUUUCCCCUCAGCCCGACUUCGUGAACACGAGGGUAUUCCUACCGCCUGAAUUACAGUACCAACCUAACAAAAAAACAAAUAUUACGUUGUCAAUGUUGAAUGCUGAGAAGCAAGCAAAGAAAAAGGUAAAGAGUAAAGCGGAAGGAUGUGGACCUUUGGGGACGGACGUGCAGCUUACGUUUACUGGGGGAAUAGAUGCACAGCCGUCCGAAGCGUCUGAAACCAAAAUUCAACUGCCAGGCCUGGAGGAGGAGCUCGACGAGCCCCCCGUCAAGAAGCUCCGGGAGCGGAUAAAAGUGGACGUGGACAAGUGAGUGAGGUGUAAAUAGUGCGAGUGCUGCGAGAUCUCCCGAAGCAACAUUGCUUUGUUUUUACAGUUUUAGUCUCAUCUUGUGUUAGUGACUAGUUUUUACCACCAUCCCAUCAACGGUAACACAGUUUAUUCUAGGUGUAGUUUUUAUUUUGUUCUGUAAUAUGUUAUUUUAAGUUUAAUGUAUUUAAAAAACAAGCUUUUAAAUUAUAUGUUUUACAUGAAUUUCACGUUUUAUAGAUCUAGACGAAAAGAAGAGUUAUUUUUCUAUGCUGGGUGUGAUCAUUCCAGGUACAGUUGGUGGGCCUCGUUCGCCCGGUAUUGCUAUUAAUCUUCGCUGUUUACAUUGUUUCCGCUUGUUUCAAUUUGUAGCAUAAAGGUGUAAAAACUUAUCCACGGAUUUUCAAAGUAUAUUUACAAAUUUGUAAUUUGACCCAUACAUUAAGGUUCAUAGAGAAUGGUUGUUUAUUUUUUUGGUAUACAUUUUCUACUAAGUAUGUUGUACUAAAUUGUGUUACAAUAUUUAAAUAAACCAUUGUCUACAUCA
Messenger RNA from Zophobas morio, 4456 nucleotides. It is a transcript of the gene pds5, whose product is annotated as precocious dissociation of sisters 5. Gene Ontology annotation, biological process: mitotic sister chromatid cohesion; DNA repair. The transcript is spliced from 10 exons. The record is from RefSeq and is a predicted model, not a curated record. Gene Ontology annotation, cellular component: chromatin; nucleus. Lineage: Eukaryota; Metazoa; Arthropoda; Insecta; Coleoptera; Tenebrionidae. The coding region runs from base 284 to 3913 and encodes 1209 amino acids.